GAUAACUUACCUUUUUAAAUAAAAGAAACACGUAUUGGAGUAGUUGUAAUUUAUUUAAAAUGACUAGAUGUGAAGUAGAUUCAGAGGAAGCCUAUUCGGCAUAUUUAAGUGGACAACAAGUUGACGAACUUUAUCAGUUCAAUUCAGAUCAGUGUAGGCCAUUACCACCACCUCCACAAUUCUAUACAACAAGAUCAGGAUUAACAUGUCGUCGAUAUUAUUGUCAAGUUUGUGGUCCACUAGCUAGAACAAAUUUAAAAACUGGUCCAGCAUGUAUUAAAUAUAUUGGAAAACUUCAGCGUCAAAUGGAUUGGAUUUCAGGAACAACACUGCCCGAUGCUUUGACACGAUCACGUGAAGCAAUGCUUCAUCAUAGUCAUUAGUAUCAUUAUGAUGAACAAGGACACAAAUUUAUCAGUGUAAUAAAAUCUACUAACUGAAAAUGUUUCUGUGGUAUUUGUUAGAUUGCGUUUUUAUAUUCCGACUCAUUCAACAAGAAGAGAUGAGAAUUUAAACUUUUACAAUAAGAUGAAAAAUGCAGUGAUUUGAUGACUAAUUUAUUCCCAUUUAUUUUUACGCAAAUAAUACAAACUACUCAUUAUGUUAA
Messenger RNA from Trichobilharzia regenti, 607 nucleotides. The record is from the annotation of a GenBank genome assembly. NCBI's taxonomy places the organism in Eukaryota, Metazoa, Platyhelminthes, Trematoda, Strigeidida, Schistosomatidae.